AACUUCCCAUGGUGCACAAAAGCCCUACAUGGGUGUUUCUCUUCUGAGCCAAAACCAUCGUAAAGCUCAAACCUUUUCUACAUUCAUGGAACGUUCAUCAGAUCACGUCAUUGACAUCCCAUCCACUGCUUCCUCUUCCCACGAUAGAAUCUCCAACGUCUUGGAGCCUCUACAACACGAAUCACCUUCCACUCCUCCUCCAUUACCUGUUUCUCAGCCAGUGGCUACAGUUUCUUCGGCUUCCUCAUCUACGAGGUCGAAUCCUAGAACCAACCGUAGGAGAAGGAGUCCUUUGAACUCUGGUCUUUGGAUCUCCAUUGAGCUGUUCCUCACUCUCGGCCAGAUCGUUGCAGCUAUUGUGGUUUUGUCUUUGUCUAAACAUGAGCAUCCUCGAGCUCCCUUGUUUGCUUGGAUUGUUGGUUAUGCGUGUGGAUGCGUUGCGACGCUCCCGCUUUUGUACUGGAGAUAUUAUCAUUCUAAUCAGGCGUCUGAGCAGGAGUCUGGUCAGCAUCGUCCUAAUCUUAACGUUGCAGCGGGGCCGUUUGCGUUCUCUAUAUCCAGGACUGCUGAAGGAGAUGGUAGACAGGGUAGCAACACGCCUUCUCGUAGUAGAUACCAUGCGUUCAUAAGUGCUGCUAGGCUUAAAGUUAUUGUGGAAUACUUCAAAAUGGCUUUGGAUUGCUUCUUUGCGGUGUGGUUUGUGGUUGGUAAUGUAUGGAUAUUUGGAGGGCAUUCAUAUGCAGCCGAGGCUCCUAACUUGUACAGGUUAUGUUUAGUGUUUCUUACCUUUAGCUGUAUUGGCUACGCGAUGCCCUUCAUCCUCUGUACAACGAUAUGUUGCUGCUUGCCUUGCAUUAUCUCGAUUCUCGGGUACAGAGAAGAUCUAACUCAACCCCGAGGCGCCACACCUGAGUCGAUAAAUGCGUUGCCCACGCAUAAGUUUAAGUUGAAGAAAAGCAGAAGUAGUGGCGGCGAUGAGAAUGGUUCAAGUACUGGCGAAGGUGGAGUCGUGGCGGCUGGAACAGAGAACGAACGUGCUAUUUCAGGAGAGGACGCUGUGUGUUGCAUUUGCUUAGCGAAGUAUGCAAAUAACGAAGAGUUGAGAGAGCUUCCUUGUUCACACUUCUUCCACAAAGAGUGCGUUGACAAAUGGCUUAAGAUUAAUGCUAGUUGCCCUCUUUGCAAGAGUGAAGUUGGGGAGAAGAACUCUGAUUUGACGAGCCAGGGGGUCUUAAACUCGCUCUCUUCUGGUGAAAACGAGACCAAUCAACAACCGCAACAACAGCAAAUGCGGAAUGAACAUAGAGCUGAUAACGGGUUGGCCAACAGCGUUGUCUAGAUGUCUGACAUUUGCUCGAUGUUGGACGAAACGGUAGACGAAAGGCGUUUAUGCGUUGUUGUUCCUACACAAAAUAUGUGUUUCGUCAGAGAGUCUCAUUGUGAAGAAGGCGAAGGAAGAAACCGGCGGGGAAGCUCGUACGGUGUAAAUGCUUUUUUUUUGCGAUUGUAGUUUGAAACCCUCUAAACAUAUAGGAGAUUUCAAGUAUCAGUGAUUGAGUUUGAGUGUGUUCCAAAUACUUUGUUCUUUUACUUUACUCUGAAUUUAUUACGAACAGAACCUUCAUAUGA
This is a messenger RNA of Brassica rapa (field mustard), 1629 nucleotides long. RefSeq names its product E3 ubiquitin-protein ligase At1g63170. Lineage: Eukaryota; Viridiplantae; Streptophyta; Magnoliopsida; Brassicales; Brassicaceae. Gene Ontology annotation, molecular function: zinc ion binding. The record is from RefSeq and is a predicted model, not a curated record.